AUCGCACCGGCCUGCAAAAGACAGCUUGCCCCUCUCCGCCGUAGUCUGCUCACACCGCGGUCGGACAAGCCCUCCGCAGCCCAAUUGACUCGCUGCGGCGUCACUAAAGUGCUCACGUGGCCCCUCGUCCCUUGUUUCUGCUUAGCGGCCUGCUCCUCCCACCUCCGAGACCCAGCCCUCUGCGCGUUCUUCUCUUCUCCGCCUCUUCUCAGCCCACCAUGACGACCAGAUACCGCGUAGAAUAUGCUCUCAAGACACAUCGACGAGACCAGUUGAUUGAAUGGAUCAAGGGUCUGCUAGCAGUCCCAUUCGUGCUACACUCCCAGCCCACCGCCGUCUUUGAACCCGAUGGUGAAGCCGUCGAGGCCACUGCGACCCGGACGCAGCGACGAUAUGCGGAAAUCAUGCGGGAUGUCGAAGACAUAGUGAACGACCACAUCACCCACCAACAAACCGGCACCCAGCACCGCUCCAAACUCAAGCUCCUGGUUCCUCCUGUCGCAAACUUCUUCACCCCUCUCGCUCUCCACGAUGCCUUCAUCUGGCAAGACCAACGCCGUUUCAUCAGCAUGCGCCGCUUCGUGCCCCCCUCUUUCAACGACGUGCGCCUCAUCCUCAACACAGCUCAAGUCAUGUCCCUGGUUCGCAACGGCCCCAUCGAGCUCGUCACCUUCGAUGGAGACGUCACCCUCUACGACGACGGCCAGUGCCUCACGCCCGACAAUCCCGUCAUCCCGCGCAUCCUCAACCUCAUGCGUAACGGCUCCAAGAUUGGCAUUGUGACGGCAGCCGGCUACACCGAAGCGCACAAGUACUACGAGCGCCUGUAUGGCCUGCUCGACGCCAUAUACGCCUCCGACCUCCCGCAGUCCGCAAAGCAAGGCCUGAUCGUCAUGGGCGGCGAAAGCAACUACUGCUUCCGCUUCGACGGCGGGGUCCCGGACAUGCUAGCACUAGUACCAAAGCAGGAGUGGCUGCUCAAGGAGAUGGUGUUGUGGGAGGAGAGCGAUAUCACGGCGCUGCUGGACAUUGCGGAGGCGAGUUUGCGGGAUACGGUGAAGAAUAUGCGCAUGGAGGCAACGGUUGUGCGGAAGGAGCGCGCGGUGGGGAUUAUUCCGCGCGAGGGGCAUAAGUUUUGUCGGGAGACGCUGGAAGAGACAGUGUUGAUUGCGCAGAAGAUAUUGGAAAUGUCCGAGGUAGGCACACGCCUCCCCUUCUGCGCCUUCAACGGCGGCAACGACGUCUUCGUCGACAUUGGCGACAAAUCCUGGGGCGUGCUUGCGUGCCAGCAAUUUUUCGGCGGGAUAGAAGGCAGCAAGACGUUGCACGUGGGCGACCAAUUCCUCUCCGCCGGCGCGAACGAUUUCAAGGCCCGCUUGGCGUGCACGACGGCGUGGAUUGCGAAUCCCUCCGAGACGGUGGGCCUGCUGGAUGAGAUGGCGGAGCUGGAGGAGGUGCAGGCGCGGAAGUUGAGAUAGACGUUUGAUACUCAGUAACAGGCCUAAAUUCCGUCUCAUAUCCCUGUUUAUUACAGACUCUCCACGUGGGCUCCUGGAACAACACCGAAUACAGACAUACCCUGGCCGUCACUUCCCGAAGUACCAGCUUAGAGUGACUCAGCGUACCUCCCCCGCCUACAACUAAGCCGCGAUGCCACAUCCUCGCUGGCCAUCUUCCUUGUUUCACCUUUUUAUGCGGCCUUCCAUAAUACACUCCUAGCACGUACAUUCGUAUCCAGACCGCUUAUAUCCGAUAUCAA
Messenger RNA from Paraphaeosphaeria sporulosa, 1759 nucleotides. RefSeq names its product IMP-specific 5'-nucleotidase-like protein 1. The coding region runs from base 219 to 1478 and encodes 419 amino acids. The record is from RefSeq and is a predicted model, not a curated record. The transcript is spliced from 7 exons. Gene Ontology annotation, molecular function: magnesium ion binding. NCBI's taxonomy places the organism in Eukaryota, Fungi, Ascomycota, Dothideomycetes, Pleosporales, Didymosphaeriaceae. Gene Ontology annotation, biological process: nicotinamide riboside biosynthetic process; nucleotide metabolic process; nicotinic acid riboside biosynthetic process.